GUAUUCGUUUGUUUCCCCCACUUCUUUUUGUCCGGUUCUAUUCAAUGAUGCUUCUGGGCCAUAGGCUGGUGCCACUAGAUUUUUGGAGUCUUCUUGCUAAAUCAGGGAUAAGACCGCCUUGUUGUUUUUGUGCCUCGCUAGAUCGUUCCGUAAGGGCACCCAUCGUCAUAGAUACGAUUCAUAGCUUCUGCCACUACUUGUGCGCGAAGAGCCAAGAAAUGCGUCAGGGGUUGUGAAGGGAAGGAGUGCCGAUGGCCGGUGGCCACCCGGCGCCGCUGCGGCCGGUGGUGGUUGCGAUGAAAGGCCACCCAGGGUCUGGCAAGUCCACGGCGGCGCGCGCCAUCGCGACCGCGCUUUGCUGUCCGCUCCUGGACAAGGACGAUGUGAGGGACUGCAUGUUGCCCCUAGAGGGCUUGGCUGCUGCUGGGAUGCUCAACGACCUCUCCUACGCCGUGCUGUGGCGGAUGGCUGAGCGCCAGCCGGUGUGCUUGUGGUCGUCGUGGAGUGUCGCCCUGGUGAUAACGAGGAAUGGCGCCGGAGGCUGGAGAGCCGUGGGUCGGCUGUUGCCAAUGGUGGCGGUGGUGAUGGAUGGCAUAAGCCAAAGACAUGGGCUGAGCUGGAGAGGCUUCUGGAAGGGUACCAAGGUUGCACAGACUAUGAAAUUGGGGAUGUACCGAGGAUUGUAGUGGAUACAACUGAUCCGACAGUUGAUGCACAGGUGGCAGCUGAAAAGGUUGUGGUUUUCAUUAGAUCCCAUCUUGCUUGUAGCCAACCAUCUUGUGGGAGACAGGAUUCACCUGUUUGCCAUUAGAAACCAAAAUGUACACUAGCUUAAGCAUUAGGUAAAGUUUCGUUGCAAAAGGUUGAUCUGUUGUACUGCAAUGCUCAAAGUUCUUUUUUUUAUGGGUGUAACCUAAAGGUUCUGUUACUGUUGGGACUUCAAAGGGAUUUUGUUGUUGUUGUUGUGUGAUCUAGAGGUUUCGUAAAAAGAUGUUCUUUUUUCUGGGGUUGUUCCUCAAUCUCCUAUCUCCAUUACAUCUUUCACAUUCCAAUGAAAUGGAAUAUGACUUUUCAGCAUCCAUGUUUAGGACGGAAAGGGCUUCAACAAGUGUGCUACCAACUGUCCAACUACCAAGAUAAGCAUGCAUUGCUGUUUUUUCUGUAGUGAUAGAUGCUUUUAUGCCACCAUUUGGUUCAUUUUCACAUGUUUUCUUUAGCAGAAUCAGUAUGGAAAUACUGCUCUUUUUUUGCUGUCUUUGUUCCAUUUUCUGUACUAUCUUCUCCUUUUCAUGAUCUUUGUUUUGGAAAUUGCGACAUCAAAUCCCAGUCAAUCUAAACUUUGUAUGCUUGCUUGGUUUAUCUAGUCAUGUAUUAAUACUCAUCACAUUUCAGUGUCUGCUUUGCAAACCAAAUUGAUGGUUAAGUGCUUGCCUAUUUGUUCUGCCUGAUUUCAUCGCAGCUCAGUUGUAUGAUUGCUGGGUUUCCUACUUUUCAGCUUUUGUUUUCCGUUUCAUGUUGUAGUGUUGCUGUGUUUCAUGUUUUGAUGAGUUUUGUUCAUUUAUUUGUAGAACAACACUCUGUGUUGGUGUCAAGAUCUAUAGAGCAGGCAUUUCUAUGGGCAGUGCAUCAGGACUCGAAGGAAGCAUAGCAUCAUCGGUUUUUGUGUUUCAUUAAUUCUCAUUUCAAGAUGGCAUCUGCUGGCCUAAAGCCAGGGGUGCCUGUUAUUCUACGGGAGCUGGAGCCAUCCUCAGAGAUGUUCAAGCAAGGAGCGUCCCUUCGAGUCACAGGAAGAAAUACACCGAGAGAAUCUGCUGCCAAGUUGAAGAGUCUCCAGUCAUUCGAUGUGGAGUCCGCGACUGCCACCAUUCAAGACGGCAGCGUAAGUCUGAAGGUUGACACCCAGCAUCUGAGGGAUGUCAGUUUCCGCACGAACUCGGUGUACCAAUUCAUUGGUGAACUUCAGAUCCGUGAAGUUGAUGAUGCGAUUCUACUCGCGCGCAUCGGAAGGAACGUCGAUGGCCUCGACAUGAACCUUUACCAGCAGGCUCUACUCAUCCGACGGCAGCACGAAGCAAAGCUGCUGAGCUCCAGGAGAGCAUGAUCUGCUUGCUAUCUUGGAGCAGGAGGCGCAUGGUGGUUGUAGUUAUUAGGUUUCUUUGUUUCUCAACAGUGCAAUUGCAUAUGUAAACGUGAAGAGAACUGGACCAAGAACUGGUUAAUUGAGAGGGUCUGCUGCAUAUGAUUUGCGAUCUCUCUUGCCCUCCAAAGGGCUGCCAUGGCAUGUGUAGAUGUGACUGCCAAUUUGUGAUCAUCUUACUUGCAGCAGAAUGCUGGUUUUAUUUUAUUGACAUGAGAACAGCCUUGUGGAUCAUGUUUACUGGGA
Messenger RNA from Zea mays, 2383 nucleotides. RefSeq lists its product as uncharacterized. Lineage: Eukaryota; Viridiplantae; Streptophyta; Magnoliopsida; Poales; Poaceae. Gene Ontology annotation, molecular function: telomerase inhibitor activity; telomeric repeat DNA binding; single-stranded DNA binding. Gene Ontology annotation, biological process: negative regulation of telomere maintenance via telomerase. The coding region runs from base 1688 to 2101 and encodes 137 amino acids. The record is from RefSeq and is a predicted model, not a curated record. Gene Ontology annotation, cellular component: CST complex. The transcript has 6 exons.